Molecule: messenger RNA, 1358 nt
Organism: Vigna unguiculata (cowpea)
Lineage: Eukaryota; Viridiplantae; Streptophyta; Magnoliopsida; Fabales; Fabaceae
Biological process (GO): RNA processing
Molecular function (GO): RNA binding; RNA methyltransferase activity
Source: RefSeq, a predicted model, not a curated record
CGGAUACCUUACAAGUAAUUAAACCAUUUUGGUAUUUUAAACGAAUUUGGCUGAAUCUUCUUCACAGUUCAACACCACCGCACCACCUCUCAACACCACCACACCGCCUCACUUCUGUGCGCCUCCCUCCUUGCACCAUCAUACCGCCUCACUUUUGUGCGUCUCCUCCCUCUCAACAUCACCGUCUCACUUCUGUUCAUCUUCCUCUCAAUGAAGUUCUUGAAUAGUGAAUAAAAGGGCUAAAUUCAAUAGAUAGCAUUUGGCCAAUAAAAUCUGCAGCAGUGGAAAAAGACACAGACCGAAAUGCAAUGUGCUUCCAUUUUAUAUCCUCAUACACAAAAAAUAUGGUGUUCUAAGCCAAGUCUUUCGGUCACUCCACCGCCCCAACAGCAACAGCUACAGCAACGAGAAGAAGGAACCUCUCACGACGACAAAGCCAAGCUCAUAACCAGUGCUUCUAACCCAUUUGUCAAGCACUGCCUCAAGCUUCGCAAUUCCUCUUCCUAUCGCCGCGCUCACGCUUCUGCUCUCGUUGUCGGUGCUACCCCUAUCAGAGAAAUCCGCAGGUUUCAAGAGUCAUUACAAGAUGAAAGUGUUUCAAUGGAUUGUUUAAUUCUUCCUGACAAAGCUGAGAUACCUGAUGGGUUGGAUCAAUCCACUGCUUCUAUUGUGCGUGUGAGCUCCACAGUGAUGAGAAAGCUUUCAGGGCUGCAAACUACUGACUCUCUAGAUGCAAUUGCGCUUAUGAAAAUUCCUGCCAGUUUUUUCAAUGUUGAUGAUGAUCAAAAGAACUAUCAGAAAUUGUUUCCAUCUGUUCAUCGGAUACUAGUCCUUGAUGGGAUUCAGGAUCCUGGCAACCUUGGUACAUUGCUCAGAUCAGCUGUGGCCUUCAGAUGGGAUGGAGUUUUCCUUCUUCCCGGCUGCUGUGAUCCAUUCAAUGAGAAAGCUCUUCGGGCUAGCCGAGGUGCCUCCUUUCAGAUCCCUGUUGUUUCUGGUAGCUGGAAUCAUCUGGAGUCUCUCAAAGAAGAAUUUCAAAUGAAGUUGCUGGCUGGGCAUCCAGAGCUUGAAGAGUUGGUCAAGCCAGUGUGCUCUCUCUCUCCAACCUUGUGUGAUUCCUUAUCAGAUACACCAUUGUGUUUGGUUUUAGGAAGUGAAGGAAGUGGUCUUUCAGAAAAAUCCCUGCAGGCUUGUGAACUUGUGAGCAUUGCUAUGGCCGGAGACUACGAGUCGCUUAAUGUUUCGGUUGCUGGUGGAAUUUUCUUGUACAUGCUACAACCGAAGAAUCAAUGAAUUUGUAUUUGUAUGGUAUGUUUUAAGUUUAUCAUAAGCUUCAUCAUCCUCCUUUAGGGGGCUCCCAA